AUGGCAUUCAAGGCAUGUGUGUUUGCACUGGCCGCCCUUGUGGUCGUCGCCAUCGCCCGUCCAGAUAGCCCGCCUACCUAUGGCUACUCUGCUCCCACACCCUCUUACGCACCCGCAAAGUACGACUUCAACUACGCCAAGGUGACCUACAAUGUGAACGGAGACUCCGGUUACGUGGCUGAUGUGACCUACGAGGGAGAGGCUCAGUACCCCACCCCAAAGGCCUCCUAUGGGCCUCCUCAGCCUUCCUACAAGCCACCUACCCCCUCAUAUGCCUGA
Penaeus vannamei (Pacific white shrimp) is the source of this 279-nucleotide messenger RNA. Lineage: Eukaryota; Metazoa; Arthropoda; Malacostraca; Decapoda; Penaeidae. The record is from RefSeq and is a predicted model, not a curated record.